Ilex paraguariensis (yerba mate) is the source of this 3243-nucleotide messenger RNA. The record is from the annotation of a GenBank genome assembly. NCBI's taxonomy places the organism in Eukaryota, Viridiplantae, Streptophyta, Magnoliopsida, Aquifoliales, Aquifoliaceae.
AUGCUCUCCCACGCGAAUAGGGGCCGAGGAAUGUUGGCGGCGGCUACGAUGAGUGGGAAGUACGGUGGCCGAAUAUGGGCGUUCUCGGUGUUACUGGUGAUAUUGGUUCUUCAUACCGUGGCCAUUCUAUUGUUCACAAGAGGUUUCCUACUUACUCGGACGGAGCUUCCCCAUUACAGUCAGAGUUCAGAUGUUUUCCAAUCUCCUUGCAUCCAUCCUCCCUCCUCCUCCUCCGCCGCCCAAGUAGAAGAACAAGAGCAAGAAAAUCCUUUUCACCCUCGAUCCAAUCAUAGUCCGAAUCUCAAUCACACCAAUCCAAAUUUGGGUUAUUGGACCGAACCGAUUGUUGAUCGCCUCGUAAUCAUUGUUCUUGAUGCUCUAAGGUUCGAUUUUGUUGCACCCAGUACCUUUUUUGAAGCAAAAAAACCAUGGAUGGACAGGUUAACUGUGCUACAUGAAUUGGCAUCUAGAUCAGGAUCAUCAGCUAAGAUUUUCAAAGCUGUUGCUGAUCCACCUACGACCAGUUUGCAACGUUUGAAGGGGUUGACAACUGGUGGACUUCCUACUUUUAUUGACGUAGGGAAUAGCUUUGGUGCUCCAGCAAUUAUUGAGGAUAACAUAGUUUAUCAGUUGGUUCAAAAUGGAAAGCGAGUAGUGAUGAUGGGGGAUGAUACGUGGUUGCAAUUGUUUCCUCAUCACUUUAAUAGUUGUUAUCCCUUUCCCUCCUUUAACGUUAAAGAUCUUCAUACGGUAGAUGAUGGAUGCAUCAAGCAUUUGCUCCCUUCCUUGUACGAAGAAGAUUGGGAUGUUCUUAUUGCUCAUUUUCUUGGUGUGGAUCAUGCUGGGCAUGUAUUUGGUGUCGAUUCAACUCCCAUGGUAGAAAAGUUGGAGCAAUACAAUGGGAUUUUGGAGAAAGUUGUUGAAGUGCUGGAGAGCCAGAGUGGACCAGGUGGCUUACAUCAUAAUACUUUACUUCUUGUAAUGGGCGAUCAUGGGCAAACUAUAAAUGGUGACCAUGGUGGUGGAAAUGCUGAAGAGGUUGAAACAUCAAUUUUUGCACUUAGUAUGAAGCCUCCGUCUUCUGUACCACUGGAGCUUGAUACUUCAUCUUGCCAACUAGACCUGGAUGGAAGGAAGAUGUGCAUUAGCUAUAUCCAGCAGCUUGAUUUCGCAGUCACGGUCUCUGCAUUGUUAGGUCUUCCCUUUCCUUUUGGAAGAAUUUCACUUUUUGCAGCAACACUUGUGUGCUUGACUUUUUUUUUCAGCAUUGGGAGUGUUAAUCCUGAAUUGUACGCAUUAGCCGGUGAAACAUGGAAUCUGGAGAGCUCUAACGUGGGUGAUUUCCAAAAUCAAUCUGGUUUGGAGAAAUGGAUGCAAAAUUAUGUCAAUGUUCUCUGCAUCAAUUCUUGGCAGGUGAAGAAAUACAUUGAUGUAUAUUCAGCUUCAUCAGUGAUUGGAUUUUCAAUUGAAGAUCUGUUGCAUGUAUCAGAUGUGUAUGCUCAGGCACAGGAGAAUUGGUCACAUACUGUGAAGGAUGUAGUACUUUGUAAAACCGAAAGCUGUCACCCAUCCUUAGCUGCUCUUCAGAGGCAAAUUGAUGCAUAUUUGAAUUUCUUGGCAAGUGUUGCAGAACUAGCACGCUCAAAAUGGACCGAGUUUAAUUUAAAGACAAUGGGCAUUGGUUUCUGUAUGAUGUUGAGUUCAAUUAUCAUCCAGUUCCUUAUGAUGAAGAGGGUGGACCAGCUAUGUGCAUUCUAUUUUCCUUCCCAGGGCAAUUCUAUGAUUUCCUUUGGGACGAUCUUCGCUCAUAUUGCAGUGCUGAUACGCGCAUGUAGCGUCCUUUCAAAUAGUUAUAUUUUGGAAGAAGGAAAAGUGGCCAUUUUUCUUUUGGCCACAACUGGGAUGCUCUGCUUGCGUUAUUCGAUAAUGACAAAGAAGAUGUUAUUGGAAGCAUUGGCACUUGUUCUGUUGAUUCCUAUCCUCAGACUUACUAUUGAACUUGGGCAAUUAAAGCAGACGGUCAUCUCUGUGUUCUUGAAGAUACAUCCCUCAUGGAUGCAAGGAAUUGCUGAGGACUCGCCUGUUGCGAUGUAUAUAGCUGCAAUUGCGCCAAUGCUGGCUCUGGUCCUGUUGGCAUACAUACUCUACCAGAGCAUUGCUCAUAGAUCCUGUCAGGGGAUUUUUAAAUAUGUUAUUACAGGGACUGUAUUUAGUUACGCACUCAUAGCAUUGUACUGGGCCUUAGAAAGUAAACUACUCAGUCUACCGAUGGUUUAUGAAGGUAUCAGAAAAAAUGUUAUCCCUCGAAUUAUCUAUGCUGUUGGUUUUUUACAGCUAUCGUCACUAGCUGCAGCUCAACUUUUUAAUGGAAAGAAAACAUCCAACUGGGAAGAAAACAUAGUAAUCAAGACGGUGGCAAUGUUGUCUGCAUGGAGUUCAACAGUCAUCAUUCUCUCUGGAAAACAAGGGGCCUUGAUUGCUGUAGCAUCUGUAAUUGGAGGUUGGUGUAUAUUGAGGUUGAAGAAUUUGGAACACCAUGCCAAGAAUGGGAAUGCUGGACUUUCAAACUUCUACUCUUCACCUGUAGCACAAUGGAGCCUUUUAGCUGUGUGUUUGUUUUUCUGCACUGGACACUGGUGUGCUUUUGAUGGUCUUCGAUAUGCUGCUGCAUUUAUUGGGUUUGAUGAAUUCAACCUUAUUCGCCAGGCUGCCCUCCUUAGUAUUGAAACAUUUGGUUUUUCCCACAUCCUUCCUAUUUUGGGGCUUCCAUUUCUUGUUGCAUGCCAAUAUUCAUGUGGGCAGGCUGAGAACAGAAAAAAACUCAUCUUAAUGCACUUAUUUAUAGUUUAUUUGAUCUUUGGAUUCAUCAUGGCCACAACAGUUACGUUCACGAUUCUGUGUGUCACAAUUCAAAGGCGGCAUUUGAUGGUAUGGGGAUUAUUUGCUCCAAAAUUUGUUUUUGACGUGGUGGGCCUUAUUUUAACCGACACCAUUAUUUGUCUGGCAUCACUCUACUAUUUUGAGUAAAUAUAGUUGAUACCCUUCAGGAUCGUAUGAUUUCAACACUCUAGAAAGACACAGAAGAUUUUGAUCGUUCUCAGCAAUUUGUUCUGCCAUAGCCAAUAACAAAGGAACUCACAAUUAAUUUAAUAGUUACAUCAUUAAGUCCUUAAAUUAGGUCCCUAUAGCAUUACUCUAACAAAUAAUAUUAUUUGUUUUGCAUUAUUCAUUGUUGUAUGAACA